Eremomyces bilateralis CBS 781.70 is the source of this 330-nucleotide messenger RNA. Its product is annotated as cyclin-dependent protein kinase CDC28 regulatory subunit CKS1. Gene Ontology annotation, cellular component: cyclin-dependent protein kinase holoenzyme complex; SCF ubiquitin ligase complex. The record is from RefSeq and is a predicted model, not a curated record. Gene Ontology annotation, molecular function: histone binding; protein kinase binding; cyclin-dependent protein serine/threonine kinase activator activity. The transcript has 2 exons. Lineage: Eukaryota; Fungi; Ascomycota; Dothideomycetes; Eremomycetales; Eremomycetaceae. The coding region runs from base 1 to 330 and encodes 109 amino acids. Gene Ontology annotation, biological process: regulation of mitotic cell cycle.
AUGACCAACGCUGCCGUAGACCUGGGCAUCGACGUCUCGCGCCGCAACCGUCGGCCCCGCCCCCUCUCUGAGCCCGAACGCUCCAAGCUGGAGGAGUUCAUCGACAGCAUACACUAUUCCGCCCGCUACUCCGACGACGAGAACGAAUACCGCCACGUCCAGCUCCCCAAGCAGAUGCUGAAGGCCAUCCCGAAAGACUACUUCGACCAGCGCGGCACGCUCAAGCUGUUGUGGGAGGAGGAAUGGCGCGCCCUGGGCAUCACGCAGAGUUUGGGCUGGGAGCAUUACGAGGUGCAUGAGCCGGAGCCGCAUAUCCUACUAUUCAAGUGA